Puma concolor (puma) is the source of this 1581-nucleotide messenger RNA. The record is from RefSeq and is a predicted model, not a curated record. Lineage: Eukaryota; Metazoa; Chordata; Mammalia; Carnivora; Felidae.
AUGGAGGAGGACACUGAACUGAGAACCGACGGAAACUCACUCUUAAAGGCUGUGUGGCUGGGGAGGCUCAGGCUGACCAGACUCCUCCUGGAAGGGGGCGCUUACAUCAACGAGAGCAAUGACAAAGGCGAGACGGCUCUCAUGGUGGCCUGCAUCACCAAGCACGUGGACCAGCAGAGCAUCAGCAAGUCCAAGAUGGUCAAGUACCUGCUGGACAACAGGGCGGACCCCAAUAUCCAGGACAAGUCUGGCAAGACGGCCCUCAUCCACGCCUGCAUCAGGAGGGCCGGAGGAGAGGUGGUCUCCCUGCUCCUGGAGAACGGCGCGGACCCCAGCCUCGAGGACCGCACGGGGGCUUCGGCUCUGGUUUACGCAAUACACGCGGAUGACAAAGACGCCCUGAGACAUCUCCUUGACGCCUGCAAAGCCAAAGGGAAGGAGGUGAUUAUCAUCACGACAGAUAAAUCAUCAGCGGGCGCCCAAACCGCCAAACAAUACCUUAACAUCCCUCCGUCACCCAAAGUGGAAGACAGACAGUCACCUCCACUGUGCGCGUCUCCCUCAGACGUCGAACUGAAGGCUCCGGGCCCGGGCGCUCCGCCCAGCGAGCGGGAGGACGACUUCUUCAGCGUCCAAACGGGGCAUCCGAGUGGUUGCCACACCGCCAAGGCUCUCAACGAGCCUGGGUCCCCCACCAGGAAAGUUGGGAACCUCAAGAGAGCCCGCCUGCCCCAGCUGAAGAGGCUCCAGUCCGAACCCUGGGGCCUGAUUGCGCCGUCCGUGCUGGCUGCUAACGUGCGUCAGGAUGACGCCCACGGCGCGGGCACAGACAGUGAGGUCAUCAAGAGCAUUAGCGACGUGUCCUUCCCCAAAAGGGGGCCGCUUUCCAGAGCCAGCAGUAUCGACGGCAAAGACCCCGCCCUGUUCCCCACAUUCACAGAGCAGAUUCUGAAGAUCCCAGCCUCGCCGGCACCCGCAUCCUGGAAGGCCGCCUACGACAAGGGCCAGGCGUCCCACCCUCGUGUGGCCAGAAGAGGGACUCUCCCUGUGGAGCAGGAGAAGGCUGGAGUCAGUCCAUCAGUGUCCCACAAGCGGCUGGAAAAUGACCCAUACGAUUUCGAUCUGCAGCCAGGGGCUGACCAGCUCAGUCCCGUCUCCCUGGAGUCGGGCAAAGGGCCCCUCGAGAGGAAGAGGCUGAAUGGCUCCCACGUGGCUCUCUUCCACGGCUCCCGCGAGUCCCUGGACGCGGCGCCCAGCACCUCCCCCAGCUCGGCGCGCCCCAGGCCACCGCCUCUUCUGGAAAGGCGAGGUUCUGGGACUCUGCUGCUGGACCGCAUCUCGCACACCAGGCCCGGCUUCCUUCCGCCUUUAAAUGUAAAUCUGAACCCACCCAUCCCAGAUAUCAGGCCCGGCGGCAAACCUUCUUCUCCACUUGCCAGCGGCCUAAAAUCCAUGCUGCCCGUGGCUCCCAGCUCACCGAAGAGAGCUGACUCGAGGAGUCAAAAGAAACUACUCCGGAGGCACUCCAUGCAGGUCGAGCAUGUGAAACAGCUGUCUGGCUUUGAGGAGAUCAUGGCCUAG